This is a messenger RNA of Anopheles arabiensis, 1960 nucleotides long. RefSeq names its product intraflagellar transport protein 56 (gene Ttc26). Gene Ontology annotation, biological process: intraciliary anterograde transport; intraciliary transport involved in cilium assembly. Gene Ontology annotation, cellular component: ciliary base; ciliary basal body; intraciliary transport particle B. The transcript has 3 exons. The record is from RefSeq and is a predicted model, not a curated record. Gene Ontology annotation, molecular function: intraciliary transport particle B binding; identical protein binding. NCBI's taxonomy places the organism in Eukaryota, Metazoa, Arthropoda, Insecta, Diptera, Culicidae. The coding region runs from base 158 to 1816 and encodes 552 amino acids.
AGUACGGCCAAUGUAGCCCGGCCUUUAAAUGUCAACCUUCACACCAAGCACGCUUGCGCCAGCAUUCGGAUCCGUAACCAUGGUAACUUACCAAUAAACCAAACAAACCAGUUCGUCUGCUCCUGGUCAUUACGGUAACGUAUACCAUAACGCAAACAUGAUACUUUCCCGCACAAAGUCCGAGUCGGCCAAGGGUAACCGCAAUUCUGCCGGCUCCGGAACCGUGCGCACCGUCACCAUCCCUUCGUUCGAGGAGUUCCUGCUGAAGCGAGACUACAUCGGUGCGAAAACUGUCCUGCAGUGCUCCAAAGAUUACGAUGAAGUGCCGGAGCAGCUGAAGCACAUGUGGACGGGAUUUUGUGACUUUCACGUCGGCGAGUACAAGCGAGCGCUGCAGCUGUACGAGAAGAUCUACGCAGCGGACGGGUCGCUCAAGGACGUUGCGCUCAACAUCUGCGUGUGCAUGUUCUAUCUCGGCAUGUACGACGAGGCCCAGAAGCUGGUGGAAGAGCUGCCGCAAAGUCCGCUCAAGAUACGGUUACUCUUCCACCUGGCGCACAAGCUAAGCGACGAGGACCGGCUGAUGGAGCUGCACGGUUCGCUGCGGGACGUGGUGGAAGACCAGCUCAGCCUAGCCGGGAUGCACUACCUGCGCUCGCACUACCAGGAAGCGAUCGACAUCUACAAGCGCGUCCUGCUCGACAACAAGGAUCUGCUCGCGCUGAACGUGUACGUCGCGAUCUGCUACUACAAGCUGGACUACUACGACAUCUCCCAGGAGGUGCUCGAUCUCUACCUGAACCAGUUCCCCGACAGCACGAUCGCGAUCAACCUGAAGGCGUGCAAUCGCUUCCGGCUGUUCAAUGGUCGCGCGGCCGAGCAGGAGAUAAAGCAUCUCGUCGAGAGCGGCACGUUCGGGGCGGACCUGAUCCGCCACAAUCUGGUCGUGUUUCGCAACGGGGAAGGGGCGCUGCAGGUCCUGCCGCAGCUGAUCGACAUCGUGCCGGAGGCGCGCCUCAACCUGGCCAUCCACCAUCUGCGGCGGGGCGAAAUCCAGGAAGCGCACCAUCUGAUGAAGGAGGUGCAGCCGACCGUACCGCAGGAGUACAUCCUGAAGGGUGUGGUGCACGCGGCGCUCGGCCAGGAGACGGGCUCGAAGGAGCACCUGAAGAAUGCGCAACAGUGUCUGCAUCUGGUCGGCGGUUCGGCGUCCGAGUGCGAUACGAUCCCGGGCCGGCAGAGCAUGGCGUCCGCCUUCUUCCUGUACGGCCAGUUCGAGGAGGUGCUCGUCUACCUCAACUCGAUCCGCAGCUACUUCGUGAACGACGACACGUUCAACUACAACUACGCCCAGGCGAAGGCGGCCACCGGGUACUACAAGGAGGCGGAGGAGCUGCUGCUGCAGAUCCACGACAUUACGAUCAAAACGGACAGCACGUUCUCGAUGGUGCUGGCCAAGUGUCACAUCCAUGCCGGCCAUGCGGACCAGGCGUGGAACAUCUUCCUGACGAAGGACUCCACGCCGGACGCGUUCGCGCUGCUGCAGCUGAUUGCGAACGAUAGCUACCGGGUGGGCGAGUUUUGGAUAGCGGCCAAAGCGUUCGACACGCUGGAAAAGCUGGACCCCAAUCCGGAGUACUGGGAGGGCAAGCGGGGCGCGUGUGCGGGCGCAGUGCAGGCCAUUCUGGCGAAGCGUGGCAGUGGCGCACCGCCGGGCGGCGUGUCGGAGAUUAUUUCGCUGCUGCGGGACUCCACCAAUGCGCAGGCGGAGGGGAUGCUGCGCGUUGUUCGACGGUUCGCCAGCAGCAUCAAGUAGGAAGGGGCGUUUUUUCGUGUUGAUUUUACCUUGAUAUUGGGAGAGCAGCAUGCAAAUAAAAUAAUGUUUUCUUUGGUUUAACACACACCAUUGCUGUGGAGUCGAUCGAUUUAUAUGCAAAUAAAAUGGCACACUGAACCGGAA